Cannabis sativa is the source of this 643-nucleotide messenger RNA. RefSeq names its product late embryogenesis abundant protein Lea5. NCBI's taxonomy places the organism in Eukaryota, Viridiplantae, Streptophyta, Magnoliopsida, Rosales, Cannabaceae. The record is from RefSeq and is a predicted model, not a curated record. Gene Ontology annotation, cellular component: mitochondrion. Gene Ontology annotation, biological process: response to stress. The transcript has 2 exons. The coding region runs from base 171 to 491 and encodes 106 amino acids.
UAACCUCCCUAUUUAUAACACCAAAAAAUACCUGUCCCUCCACGCCUAAAGGAGAUAUCUAGGGAGAGAGAAUAACCCUUCUUUCUUUCUCUUCUCCUUCACUAUUAAUACAUAAUAGAGUUGAUCUCAGCCGUUGGAUCAUACCAUAUCAAACAGCUAAUUGUGAUCCAAUGGCCAUGGCUAGCUCUCUCUCAAAAUCUAAGCUCCUAAUCAACCAGGCUCUUCCCCUCUCCAAUAUCAUCUCUCGGAUGGGGUACGUGGCGUCAUCUGAAGGGUCCGUAGGGCUAGGAUUAAGUAAGGGAGGGUGUAUGAUAAAGAAUAAGAAAGUGGAAGAGAGACCUCUUAACAAGUACUCAACAGAAGAGGAAUCGGCCUCUGCAUGGGCCCCAGAUCCAUUAACUGGCUAUUAUAGGCCUGCUAAUCGUGCGGUUGAGAUCGAUCCUGUUGAGCUUCGUCAAAUGCUUUUAAACAAUAAAGUCAGGCCCCUUUAAUUACAUUAUAAUUUAACUCUUACUUACAUAUAUAUUUCCUAAUACUAUAUUAUUACUACAAUACAGCUCUAAAGGAUUCAAGAUUUAUGAUCUUUGUGCUGUUAAUUUUCAAAAAUCUAAUAAUAAUAUAUAUAAAGGUCAAAUUAUCAUUA